This is a messenger RNA of Centruroides sculpturatus (bark scorpion), 1541 nucleotides long. RefSeq names its product peroxidasin-like protein. The coding region runs from base 288 to 917 and encodes 209 amino acids. NCBI's taxonomy places the organism in Eukaryota, Metazoa, Arthropoda, Arachnida, Scorpiones, Buthidae. Gene Ontology annotation, molecular function: cell-cell adhesion mediator activity. The record is from RefSeq and is a predicted model, not a curated record. Gene Ontology annotation, biological process: homophilic cell-cell adhesion; axon guidance; dendrite self-avoidance. Gene Ontology annotation, cellular component: plasma membrane; axon. The transcript has 5 exons.
UAAUAAACUUUUGGUUUUGAAAACAGAUUUAUGAAAAUAUUAAUGCAUCGAAAAUUUAUUUUCGUUGUUCAUAUAUCGUUAAAACAAAGUUUUAAGCAGACAGUGUUUCUGAAAAUUGACAUUGUGUGGCGCUUGGGAGCGAUUUUCUACACAAAGCAAUCGCCAUAUUCAUUUUACACAUUACAGAAUAAGUUCGCUGCGAAAACUCUCUCGAUAUAAAUUAUGCCAUUAAGAAAUAACGAGUGAUUCAGUUAUGAAGAAGACAGAGUUUUAAGUGUUUUUAAAAAAUGUUUCCCGUAUUAGUACUGGUUCUCUUAAUAUCUUUCUUAGAAGUCGGCAGGUGUACAGGAAUGGAUUCUCCUCGGAUAAGGCCUUUCGGCGUCCAAGGAAGGAUUCCAGUAAACGAAAAGGCAGCAUUAACGUGCAUUUCUGCAGGAAAUUCUUUAGAAUUUAAAUGGCUUUUUAAUGGCAAAGAUAUCAGUAAUUCAUCAACUGUUCGAAUAAAACACGAACAUGAUUAUUCGACCAUUAUAAUAGAUCCUGUGAGAAUGAAUACGGAAGGAAAUUACACCUGUAUAGCAAAAAAUUCUGUAGGAGUAGAUAGUUUUACAACUGAAUUACUAGUGGAAGCACCACCUCAAUGGAUAGAAGAACCUCAAGAUACGACUGUCAUUUUGGAAAAUUCCGUAAUAAUCAAAUGCUCAGCAAUCGGUUCACCUGUACCAAAUGUCACUUGGAGAAAGAUCAGUGCUGACAACAAGAAAACUGCAAACACACAUAUUUCUGAGAAUGGAACAUUACAUUUUAAUGCAAUAAAGAAAGCAGAUUCUGGUACCUACGAGUGUGAAGCCAAUAAUGGUAUUAAUCCAUCGAUUAAAAAGCAGAUCAUAAUUAAGGUUCAAGAAUUAUUUGCAUGAAGAACUUUCCUUCAAGGUUGCUUCCUUCAUAUGUUAUAUUUUCAAUGGGCAGUUAUUUAUAAAAUCGUUUAGAACAAAAUUAUCAAAAACACAUUUAUGGAAUAGAAAGCUUUCGCUUUUAACCGAGCGUGGCGCUGAGUAAACAAAAUGAAAGUUUCGAUGAGAAUAGUCGCUCGCCAUCUUUAUAGAUGAGAGCUGUUUAGAUCAAAAACUCUCCCCAUGUGGAACUUUAAAGAGAUCACAUUUGGUCCAUAAUGAGAUGAUUUUAUCCAUUGUACUCAUCAAAACAUAAUACUGCUGUUGAAAAAAUGCUUCACAAUUUCUCUUAUAUGCUGCUUUAUUUGCUCCUAUUCGUCGUUUCAUGGAUACCUUUAGAAGCACAAGGUACGUGUAAAAUAUUAUAUUUUUCAUUUUAGUUAGUUACUACUGCUUCAAUAACAAUUUCAAAAUCACAACUUAAAUUUGGCAAAGUUUAGCUUUUAUAUAUAUAUUUUUUUAAUAAUAUAAUUCGAAUUUCUUCCAGAUUUACCAAAAAUAAAACCAUUUAGUUUCAAUGGUAGAGUUAAACAAGGAGAAAAAGCUUCAACAACGUGCUUGGUCGUCUCCAACAGUGAUCAUUUAACA